Molecule: messenger RNA, 510 nt
Organism: Lolium perenne
Lineage: Eukaryota; Viridiplantae; Streptophyta; Magnoliopsida; Poales; Poaceae
Source: RefSeq, a predicted model, not a curated record
AUGGCGGGCGGCAGCGGUAACGGUGGAGGUGGGGGCGGCGGCGAUGCGCGAAGGCGGCGCUACGACCAGCAAGGAUACAACAACAACAACUUCGGCAACCCAGGCUUCAACAACAACUACAGCGGCGGCCGCCGACAGGAGCAAGGAGGCCUCGGCGGCCGUGGAGACGGCGGCUGGCAGGAGGCCGGCCGCUACGACGACCUGAGCUUCAACGGCCCUUAUGACGGGCGCGGUGACCAGGGGCGUGACGACCUGGGGCGCGGCGGUGACCAGGGUCGCGGAGGCGACCUGGGGCGCGGCGGCGACCACAGGCGCAACAACAACUUCGGCCGCCAUGAUGGAGGUACGCGGUCCCAUCUUCCUGCCGGUGCUGGUGAUGAAUACCGGUCCUGGGCGGCCGCGGAGGACGGGCCUUGGGGUCCUCCUCCUCCAUGGUGGGAACAGGAACAGGCGCGCAAGCGCAAGGCGGAGGCUGCCAGGGCCAGGGGCGCGCCGGCACCGACGUGGUGA